This is a messenger RNA of Protobothrops mucrosquamatus (brown spotted pit viper), 1768 nucleotides long. RefSeq names its product pyridine nucleotide-disulphide oxidoreductase domain 2 (gene PYROXD2). Lineage: Eukaryota; Metazoa; Chordata; Lepidosauria; Squamata; Viperidae. Gene Ontology annotation, molecular function: oxidoreductase activity. The transcript has 17 exons. Bases 11 to 1639 code for a protein of 542 amino acids. The record is from RefSeq and is a predicted model, not a curated record.
UACGUGUAAAAUGGCAAGCGGGCACUAUCGCCGCCUGGGCCCGACUGGCAUUCGCCGGAUUUUGGGGGGCUGCAGGGCAAACCAUUCGCGGCCUGCAGCCUCUUUGAAGCGGGAGUACGACGCUGUCGUGAUCGGGGCAGGACACAAUGGACUAGUGGCUGCUGCUUAUCUGCAAAAGGGAGGGUUGAAAACAGUAGUGCUGGAGAGAAGAUACAUUGUGGGAGGCGCUGCAGUCACUGAAGAAAUCAUCCCAGGCUUUCACUUCUCCAGAGCCUCUUACCUGCUCAGUCUGCUGAGACCCCAGAUUUACACUGAGCUGGAAUUGAAGAAACAUGGCUUAAAAGUGCUGCUGCGUGACCCCUAUUCCUUCACUCCAAUCCUGGAGGACAGUCAGAGUGGGAAGGUUCCUCGCUCGCUGUUGCUGGGGAACAGCAUGGCUGAGACACAGAGCCAGAUUUCCCAGUUCUCACUAAAGGAUGCCCAGGCUUUUCCCAAAUAUGAGGCGUUCAUGAACCGCUUGGUGACAGCCAUUGAUCCUCUACUUGAUAUCUGUCCAAUGGAUGUAGCCGCACUCACCCAGGGCUCCUUGCGUCAGCGAUUCAGGGCCUUGGCGGGGUUGAGAGCCCUGUUCUGUGCGGGAUUUGCCUUGGGAAAACAACUUCCACAGUAUUAUGAGGUUCUCACAGCUCCCAUUUCCAAGAUUUUGGAUUUCUGGUUUGAAUCAGAGCCCUUAAAAGCAACUUUGGCCACUGAUGCAGUGAUUGGUGCCAUGGCUGGUCCACAUACACCAGGCAGUGGGUAUGUUCUGCUGCACCAUGUCAUGGGAGGAGUAGAGGGGCGCAAGGGUGCCUGGGGUUAUGUGUCUGGUGGCAUGGGGGCACUUUCUGGGGCCUUGGCUCGUGCUGCAACUACAUUUGGGGCUGAGAUCUUUACUGAUAAGGCAGUUUCCCACAUUCUCCUGAGUUCUGAUAAGAAGGUUCAGGGAGUUUGCCUCCAGGAUGGAACUGAAGUGAAGAGCCGCUUGGUACUGUCCAAUGCAUCUCCGCGUCACACCUUUUUGGAGUUGACUCCACAAGAGCAUCUGCCCUUGGAAUUUGUACAGAGAAUCUCACAGUUUGACACACGCUCUCCAGUGACCAAGAUCAAUGAUUGGAUAAUACUAAAGACCUGGGAUGAAGAAUCGAGGCCCGUGAUUGAGAUGUGCAUUCCAUCGGUCUUGGAUCCGACCUUGGCUCCCUCAGGCUGCCAUGUGAUUUCACUUUUUACCCAAUACACCCCCUAUUUGCUUGCUGAUGAAAAACAGUGGGACCCCCGUGACCGUGAGGACUAUGCCAAUCGAGUAUUUGACAGUGUUGAAGCCUACGCACCUGGGUUCAAGGCAUCCAUCAUUGGCAUAGAUGUUUUAACACCUCCAGACCUUGAGCAGAUCUUUGGUCUACCUGGUGGGAAUAUAUUCCAUGGAGCCAUGUCUUUGGAUCAGUUAUAUUUUGCCCGACCAGUGCCAGCUUACUCCAGUUACCAGUCUCCAAUCCAAGGCCUGUACCUCUGUGGAAGUGGUGCUCAUCCGGGAGGAGGUGUAAUGGGAGCAGUGGGACGCAAUGCUGCUAGAGUAGCCUUGGAAGACUUCAAGAAUCUGUGAACCAGUAGCAGGAUUUAUUGCAUUGGCUCAAAAUGAGAGAAAUCUGGCAUUCUCCAAUCCAAGCCUUUGAAAUGAACUCUCUUAUCUGGCAUUUGGGGGCCUGUUCUACUAGAAUCUUCUCAUAUUUUU